This is a messenger RNA of Habropoda laboriosa, 2518 nucleotides long. RefSeq names its product DNA excision repair protein haywire (gene hay). Gene Ontology annotation, cellular component: transcription preinitiation complex; transcription factor TFIIH holo complex; nucleotide-excision repair factor 3 complex. The transcript is spliced from 13 exons. Gene Ontology annotation, molecular function: 3'-5' DNA helicase activity; DNA binding; ATP binding. The record is from RefSeq and is a predicted model, not a curated record. Bases 134 to 2518 code for a protein of 794 amino acids. Lineage: Eukaryota; Metazoa; Arthropoda; Insecta; Hymenoptera; Apidae. Gene Ontology annotation, biological process: transcription initiation at RNA polymerase II promoter; nucleotide-excision repair.
UGUGUGUGUGAGUAGAAUUACACAGAGGAAACUGUUAAGUUUUAUUAACAUGUAAAUAAAGUAAAGAAAAUUAUUGCAAAUCAUUAUAAAGGAAUAAGUACUUACAAUUUAAUAAUUAAAUCAUUAUGUAAUAAUGGGUCCACCGAAACGUUUCAAAAAAGAUGAUAGAGGUAAAUGGAAGAAGCGUAAAGAAGAUCCAGAAGAAUUCAAUGAUGAUGAUUCUUUAGAUGAUAAUGAAGCUGAAGGCAUACCUGAUGCAGCAAAAAAUGAUGUUGAAAAGCAAGAUGAAUCGGCAUUAGAAGAUGAGUUUGGUGCAAAAGAUUAUCGUUCACAGAUGAUUCUAAAGCCUGAUUGUGCUUCUAGACCACUUUGGGUGGCUCCAAAUGGGCAUAUAUUUUUAGAAUCUUUUUCACCUGUGUACAAACAUGCUCAUGAUUUCUUAAUUGCCAUCUCAGAACCUGUAUGUCGUCCAGAACAUAUUCAUGAGUACAAAUUGACUGCUUAUUCUUUGUAUGCUGCUGUUAGCGUUGGCCUUCAAACACAUGAUAUUAUAGAAUAUUUAAAAAGACUUAGUAAAACUAGCAUUCCUGAUGGAAUUAUAGAGUUUAUAAAAUUGUGUACAUUGUCUUAUGGCAAAGUGAAGUUAGUAUUAAAACACAAUAAGUAUUUUGUUGAAUCACCAUAUCCAGAGGUAUUGCAAAGACUACUGAAGGAUCCAGUAAUUCAAGAGUGUAGGUUAAAAAAAAGUAUAGAAGAUGAGAAAGAAGAAGUUAUUACGAAUGUUCAAAAUAAAAUAAAAGCUCCACAGUUUGGAGUAAAAACAAUGACCAAUGUUUCAACUGUAACUACUAAAGUACCAGAAACAACCAAUGAUCAAGUUUUAGCAGAAACAGCCACUAUUCCUGAAGAUAUAACUACUUUUUAUGAUAAAAUGGAUAAAGAGGAUGAAGAUGAGGAAGAAGAACAGGAACUAAAAACAGUUAGCUUUGAAGUGAACCAGGAAAAAAUUGAAGUUAUACAAAAAAGAUGCAUAGAACUAGAGUACCCUUUAUUAGCAGAGUAUGAUUUCAGAAACGACUCCGUAAAUCCAGACAUAAACAUUGAUUUGAAACCAUCGGCUGUGUUGAGACCGUACCAAGAGAAGAGUUUAAGAAAAAUGUUCGGAAACGGACGUGCCAGGUCAGGCGUCAUAGUUUUGCCCUGUGGUGCUGGUAAAAGUUUAGUGGGCGUGACAGCUUGCUGUACAGUUCGGAAACGUGCAUUGGUGUUAUGUAAUUCUGGAGUGUCGGUAGAACAAUGGAAACAGCAGUUUAAGAUGUGGUCAACGGCGGAUGAUUCGAUGAUCUGUCGAUUCACAAGUGAAGCUAAGGAUAAACCUAUGGGCUGUGGAAUUUUAAUCACGACAUAUUCUAUGAUUACACAUACGCAAAAACGUUCAUGGGAAGCUGAACAGACAAUGCGAUGGCUUCAAGAACAAGAAUGGGGAAUAAUGGUUUUGGACGAGGUGCACACGAUACCUGCAAAAAUGUUUAGAAGAGUCUUAACCAUCGUUCAGUCCCAUUGUAAAUUGGGUUUGACCGCAACAUUACUUCGAGAGGACGACAAAAUUGCAGAUCUCAAUUUCCUGAUUGGACCUAAACUUUAUGAAGCUAACUGGUUGGAAUUACAGAAAAGGGGCUUCAUCGCGAGAGUACAAUGUGCCGAAGUUUGGUGUCCUAUGACACCAGAAUUUUACAGAGAAUAUCUUGGCUGUAAAAUGAGUAAAAAGUUGCUGCUUUAUGUGAUGAAUCCUAACAAAUUUCGUUGCUGUCAAUAUUUGAUACGAUAUCACGAACGACGUGGUGAUAAAACCAUUGUUUUCUCCGAUAACGUUUUUGCUUUGAAACAUUAUGCCAUUAAAAUGAACAAGCCGUACAUUUAUGGUCCUACUAGUCAAAGUGAACGAAUACAAAUCUUACAAAAUUUUAAAUUCAACACUAAAGUGAACACAAUAUUUGUGAGUAAAGUGGCGGAUACUUCUUUCGAUUUACCGGAAGCUAAUGUUCUUAUUCAAAUAUCUUCUCAUGGUGGUUCACGUCGUCAAGAGGCACAACGUUUAGGUCGAAUUUUGAGAGCAAAGAAAGGUGCCAUCGCAGAGGAGUACAAUGCAUUUUUCUAUACAUUAGUGUCACAGGACACAAUGGAAAUGAAUUAUUCGAGGAAGCGGCAGCGUUUUCUUGUGAAUCAAGGAUAUGCUUAUAAAGUAAUUACUAAACUUGCAGGAAUGGAUGAAGAGCCAGAUUUGAUGUAUACAUCUCGGGAAGAACAGUGUCACUUAUUACAACAAGUUCUUUCUGCAAGUGACAUGGAUGCAGAUGAAGAGAGAAUACCUGGAGAGGGGCCAAGACCUAUUAUACGCAAAGCCGGAAAUAUGACGUCAAUGUCUGGCGCUGACGAUGCAGUUUAUUACGAAUAUAGAAAAGCGCCCAGUUCAUCGACAGCAAACAAGCAUCCAUUAUUUAAGAAGUUUAGGGCGUAA